Pedinophyceae sp. YPF-701 is the source of this 504-nucleotide messenger RNA. The record is from the annotation of a GenBank genome assembly. NCBI's taxonomy places the organism in Eukaryota, Viridiplantae, Chlorophyta, Pedinophyceae.
AUGGGUCCGGACGCGAUGACCGCGUACGGCCUCCCAGCAGGGCUCACGUGUGGCUCCACGCAGCCGACCACGCCCGCCCCAGACACUGCACCCCCCGCGGCCAGCGAGCCGCCCGUCACCGCCAUGGUGGGUGCCGCCAGCGCCCCCGCGGCGACCCUCGCGCACUGGAAUGCCUCGAGCGCGGCGAACGCCUCCGCACCCUCGCUCCAAGCGCAGGAUGGCCCCGGAGUGUCCAACGCGACGAUGCCGUCCAUCCCCGUCAUGACUCAGGCCCCGGCCAGCACGACCGUCAGCAACGCAACGAUCGCGCCGAACCGCACGGCGGCGGCCCAGGCUCCUGGCGGGUUCCCGUCGACCGCUGCGCCGCCCGUCGAGACGCCCGCAGCUCCGAUGGCGACGCCGCCGGGCGAGGUGUCCGGGGCUUGCAUGGCCUCGAUGAGCGGGUACACGCUCGGUGCAGCCGCGGUGGCGUCCGUGGCCCUGAUGCUCGCCGUGACGGCGUGA